CGACGGUCGGCGCCAAGUUCAGUCGAAGCUUAUGUGCGAAGCAAACAAGAAGUGCCAAGUGCUUACUAGAAACGAUCACUUUCAGACAGGUGUGAUAGGGUUGCGGAAUAAUCUUCUGAUCGUGCGUACAAUUGAUCGAUUGUACUUCCGAUCUAGUGCCAUUUACGAAGACUGAUUUUUAGUGUUAAUUGAAAUAUGUUAGGUGCGGUAGUAUUAGUCUUACUGUCAGUAUUUAGUACGAUCGAUGCUCAGAAUAGCUCACCGCUAGUGAAGGCACCAUCUAGAACGCAAUUGAACCCAUACCGUGUGCAAUGGUAUCAACUCAAACCUAAUCAGCCCCAGGCUCAGCAGCAGCCACAACAAUUGCCCGUGUCGUCAGUACAGCAGCAACAACAGCAGCAACAGCAGCAGCAGGCGCAACAACAACAGCAGGGGCAAAGUUUUAGUGCCCCAUCUCCUAGUCAAGGUCAACCACAGUUCCAGUAUGAUGCAGCAUCUUUUACCGUCACUGAUCUGGCCAGAAGAAUCGGUACGGUUUUGGGCCAGCAAAGUAACGCAGCAGUGUUUUCUCCAGUUAGUAUAGCUUGUGCUCUCUCGCUUUUGCUGCUUGCGGCAGACAAAGAAACCAAACGGGAACUGUUACAAGUGUUGAAUUUUCCUCCGGACAAAACGCAACGUAAUGGUAUUCAUCAUCAGUAUGGGAAAAUGCUUCGAGAGGUAGCCUCAUCGGCUCCGGAUGUUUAUCCAAUCCCAUGGCGCCAAACGGACCGCUGCAAUGAAUAUGAUGACGAGGAUGAUUUUCAGCAAGAAAUUCAAAUAAUUCAUUUGGCAAAUGCCAUCUUUGUCAAGCGGGAUCUUGCGUUGAACGGAAGGUACGUAGAAUUAUCGCAAAAGUUCUACAACAGCACAGUAAACCAGAUGGAUUUUGCUAAUAAUCCUCAGCAGUCAGCAUCUAGUAUAAACCAGUGGGCGAGUGAUAAUACGUAUGGGAAAAUUAAUCAAAUUGUGUCAAGCUACAUUAACACUGAUACUCAAAUGAUCGUCGCGAAUGCGCUAUACUUUAAAGGUCUGUGGAAGGAAGCGUUCGAAAAACAAGCAACCAGUUAUAAGAAGUUCUACCCAGACGGUUAUGCCAAUCCAUCGACGGUGAAGGAAGUUCUAUCGAUGGCUGUCAUAGGAUGUUUCCCAUAUUACGACGCAGUUCAGUAUGAUGCAAAAAUUGUCGGGCUGCCUUACCAGGGUGACAAAACUGCUCUCUACAUAAUCAUACCAAACAACUCAAGUCGCGCAAAGUUGCAACGUUUCCAAAGCACUUUGACGGGUAAAGAUAUUGGCGAUAUGGUAGUCAAAAUGACUGUCAGAAAAGUGCUGAUCCAAAUGCCGAAAAUGAAAAUCUCCAACACGAUUAAUCUCAGAGACGUGCUGCAGAAGCUGAAUCUUCGCACUAUUUUUAGCCCAACGAGUAGUGAUCUGUCGGGGAUGCUAGAUCAAACUGAUCGCAACAGGAAUGGGUUUCAAGACAACCCUCUUCGGAUGCCACUUUACGCGAGUGAGAUUAUUCACAAGGUAGAACUGGAGAUCAAUGAGAAAGGAACGGAAGGCGGCGCCGUCACGGCGUCUACGAUCUUCCGAUCGCUACCGUCGGUUACCGUACGGAUCGACACACCGUUUCUGAUGUUGUUGGGGCAUGACGCCACCAGGCUGCCGUUAUUCUAUGGAAGUAUCUAUGACCCUUCCAGUUAGUAUGAGUAUCGGGUAGAGAGAGUGUGUGUGUAUGUUUGUGCGUGCAUGUAUGACUUUAUCGUGUGUUUAUUAUUUUGUCAAUAAAGGCAUCGCGUAGAAUGUUUUUUUUAAACUGUUAAAA
Messenger RNA from Wyeomyia smithii (pitcher-plant mosquito), 1864 nucleotides. Its product is annotated as serine protease inhibitor 28Dc-like. Bases 196 to 1743 code for a protein of 515 amino acids. Gene Ontology annotation, molecular function: serine-type endopeptidase inhibitor activity. The transcript has a single exon. The record is from RefSeq and is a predicted model, not a curated record. Lineage: Eukaryota; Metazoa; Arthropoda; Insecta; Diptera; Culicidae.